CGAUAUAGCCCUAGGAGGAAGAAGAAGAAGAAGAAGAAGCGCAAACGUUGGGCUAGUUUUACAAAACGAGAUUCUUUUCAAAAUAGUCGGUAAAAAUGAAGUCUUAAUCAUUACAGAACUUGUACUGCGUUAUACUUCUGCUGUUUUACAAACCUCGUUGGCCGAAUGGAUUCAUGUGCGUGUCCUUAAUGUAACGUAACGUAACGUUAAGGCGCGCGCGCUGUGCUGAACGAUGGCUGCCCAGAGAGGGCUCCCUCAAAGCAAAGAGUCGCUGCUACAGAACUACAACAAGAGACUGAAAGAUGACAUCCGGUCCAUCCUGGACAACUUCACCGAGAUUAUCAAAACGGCAAAGAUAGAAGACGAGACCCAGGUUUCCAGGGCAACGCAGGCAGAGCAGGACCAUUAUGAGAUGCACGUCAGAGCCGCCAACAUCGUUCGAGCCGGCGAGUCCCUGAUGAAGCUGGUGUCGGAUCUGAAGCAGUUCCUGAUCCUGAACGACUUUCCGUCGGUGAACGACGCCAUCAGCCUCCAGAACCAGCAGCUGCGCUCGCUGCAGGACGAGUGCGACAAGAAGCUGACGUCGCUCCGGGACGAGAUCGCCAUCGACCUGUAUGAGCUAGAGGAAGAAUAUUACUCCUCCAGGUACAAGUAGGCUCAUGACACCCCCGACCCCCCACAUCCCAGCUCACUGUUGUGUCCCAUGCCCCCACCUGCACCAUGUGCUGUCUCACCUUCAACGCUGAAUCCCCCCCCCCCCACACUGGGACAGCAUCAAACCUGACAACUUUGGGUCGUCAUAUCCAUAAAACGCUGUCGUUCAUCAACGCAGAUCUUUGCCGAGGCUCGUUGCCAUGGCGAUCGUCUCGCUAUAUGACUUUAUUGAUUAAUAAGUGCCUUGACAUGUUUUGUUUCAUAGAGCAUAGUGGACUGAGGGCUACUCGGGAUUUGGAAGAAAUAAUAAUAGUUAGUUUUAGUUCAAUGUUGCAAUUAUUAUUUUUUGACUUCAGGAAAGAUGUAUUUAUUAAACUAAAAAACAACAAAUCCACAGGCAGAACACCUUGAACCGUACAUUACACCGUAUUUAAAACCAGGAAAAGACAACACUUAGGCCAUAUUACGAAAUCCCAAAUCUAAGACAAAAUCUAGUCUCAUAUCACGAUAUCCCAAAUCUAAGACAAUAUCUAGUCUCAUAUCACGAUAUCCCAAAUCUAAGACAAUAUCUAGUCUCAUAUCACGAUAUCCCAAAUCUAAGACAAUGUCUAGUCUCAUAUCACGAUAUCCCAAAUCUAAGACAAUAUCUAGUCUCAUAUCACGAUAUCCCAAAUCUAAGACAAAAUCUAGUCUCAUAUCACGAUAUCCCAAAUCUAAGACAAUAUCUAGUCUCAUAUCACGAUAUCCCAAAUCUAAGACAAUGUCUAGUCUCAUAUCACGAUAUCGAUAUCAAUAUAAUCGGUAUAUUGCUCUAGGUUGAUCUACUGCUGGGUUGGUUGGUUGUUGUAAGUGGUGAUCCCACAGUUUCCUGGUCUGCGGCGUCCAAUAGGAUUUAGAGAGGUUUUAACAAAUCAGGCACAUGGGAUGGAUGCACGGUUUAGUGCACGCGUGUCAAAGCCGAGGCCCCCGGCCCAACCCGGGCCCUCGCAGACUCUGAUCCGACUCCACAUCAAUUUAGGUUAACAGUACAUGUUGGCCUGUCUAGUUUUUGUCGCUUCCUCCGACAUUUUGGGGCUUCUUUUAACGAUUUUUACACUGUUUGGGUAUCUUUUUCUAAAGGUUUUUUCCAGCGUUUUCCAUACUUUAUUAACACUAUUUUCAACAUUUCUAGUGCUUUUUUUUUUUCAACGUUUUUGUCACAUUUUCCGACAUUCUUGGCAUAUUUGACUUUUUGGAUGAAAUCAAAGCAUGUUAUUGAACUGUACACGCCUGGCCCUCAACGGGAUUCUUUUUUUUUUUCCAGUGUGGCCCUUAGAGAAGUUGAGUUUGACACUCCUGGGUUAUGGGAUGUAUGUAACGAGGCCUUUGCUCCUAGUUCGUUCACUACUCAAGUCAUUUGAAUUGAAGUAAUGAAGUUAUUGACUUAUUUUAUUCAUGGAUGAAUUGUUAGAUGGUUGUUAAUAAAGGGCUUCUGGGUAGAGCUUUGUAGGAAGGCCAUUUUUAGAAGAAUUACACAUUGAAAGAACAGAAACUUUAUCAGUAUAAAGAUUUUUAUAGAUCAUCAGAGUAUUUAUAUGCCAUAUUUAAAUCAUGAAUGGAACAGUGGUGAUGAUUUUGUUCGGGAGAGUUUAGGGAUGGUCGGUGCAUGAAUGUUAGGCAUCGACUCUGAAAUUAGACACGACUGUUUGCUGUUAUUUAUUCAAGAUCCUAUCUGAAACUACUAAGCGUUUCUCCAGUUUUUUUUCUGUCUUUCUGUAAAAGCAAGUCUAAAAAGGUGAUUAUUUUGAAUUGAUUGCGUCCUAACGCCACAAGUGUCUCGAGCUGUAACCAUGCAAGCUGUUCCGGUAGAGACCCAGAAUGAUAAGAAAUAAAGUAGAGACAAAACACUG
Messenger RNA from Etheostoma spectabile (orangethroat darter), 2543 nucleotides. It is a transcript of the gene med22, whose product is annotated as mediator complex subunit 22. The transcript is spliced from 3 exons. Gene Ontology annotation, cellular component: mediator complex. Gene Ontology annotation, molecular function: transcription coregulator activity. Bases 233 to 655 code for a protein of 140 amino acids. Gene Ontology annotation, biological process: regulation of transcription by RNA polymerase II. NCBI's taxonomy places the organism in Eukaryota, Metazoa, Chordata, Actinopteri, Perciformes, Percidae. The record is from RefSeq and is a predicted model, not a curated record.